This is a messenger RNA of Amborella trichopoda, 4585 nucleotides long. Lineage: Eukaryota; Viridiplantae; Streptophyta; Magnoliopsida; Amborellales; Amborellaceae. The record is from RefSeq and is a predicted model, not a curated record.
UCGGAGUUUAGCGCCCAUUUUUCAAUUUAUUUAUGACCAAAUUUCCGUUUUUUUAAAAUAUUAAUUUGUGCCCCGUGACUCCUCUCUCUGUCUUCGUUCAACUGGUACCAGAUCGAGAACCGGGCUCUACCUGAAAGCCCUAAUUUCCUGAGACACUGAUUCUUCUCCAAAGCCAGAGAUCUCCGUUGUAAUGCCAUUUUCAGGGAUGACUUAUGAUACGCCUUCUGUUAAUGGUGAUUCAAUGAGGAUGAGGAACUCAUCAGUGAGCUCGGCUGAUAGCACACCUCUACAUAAUGCUUUUGGCAAUUCUAAUGCCGAUGAUUAUGAUAGCGAUGGUUCAAAUUUCGCCCCCACUCCGAGGACCCUUUCUAUGUCAGUACCCCCCGAGCUGGCUGGUGCUGUACCUUUGCUUGACCGCUUCCAGGUAGAAGGAUUCUUGAGAGCCAUGCAGAAGCAGAUACAGUCUGCGGGAAAGCGUGGCUUUUUUUCCAAACGAUCAGUGGGACCACAAAUUCGGGAAAAAUUUACAUUGGAGGAUAUGCUUUGUUUCCAGAAAGAGCCCAUUCCAACUUCUCUUCUUAGAAUUAGCAGUGAUAUGGUAAGCCGUGCAGUGAAACUCUUCCAGGUAGUUUUGAAGUACAUGGGGGUUGAUGCAUCUGACAAAGUAUCACCCUUAAGCAUGGAGGACCAAAUUGAUCUUGUUUCCAAGCUCUAUAAGCAGACGCUGAAGCGUUCUGAACUUCGGGAUGAACUUUUUGUUCAGAUCUCAAAACAAACACGCAACAACCCUGAAAGGCACUGCUUGCUAAAAGCAUGGGAGCUAAUGUAUCUAUGUGCAUCUGCAAUGCCUCCUAAUAAGGAUAUUGGGGGUUAUUUGUCCGAGUAUGUCCAUAGUGUAGCCCAUGAAGCAAAUUCAGAUCCUGAAGUUCAAACCCUCGCUUUGAAUACAUGGAAUGCUUUGAAGCGCUCAGUGAAGGCUGGACCCAGGCAUACAAUUCCUGGCAGGGAGGAAAUUGAAGCUCUUCUAACUGGUAGAAAGCUCACAACAAUUGUAUUUUUUUUAGAUGAGACAUUUGAAGAAAUUUCUUAUGACAUGACAACCACAGUUGCUGAGGCCAUUGAGGAACUUGCUGGAAUCAUCAAGUUAUCGGCUUACACUACAUUCAGUCUAUUUGAAUGUCGAAAACUGGUCACUGGUUCUAAAUCACUUGACAAUGGAAAUGAGGAAUAUAUCGGGUUGGAUGACAACAAAUAUAUUGGGGAUUUGCUGGCUGAAUUCAGGGCAGAAAAAGAUCGUAGUAAAGGAGAUAUAUUGCACUGCAAACUUUCCUUCAAAAAGCGAUUGUUUCGGGAGUCAGAUGAAGCAGUAGUGGAUCCGAUGUUUGUACAAUUGUCCUAUGUUCAGCUACAACAUGACUAUGUUCUGGGUAAUUACCCUGUUGGAAGGGAUGAUGCAGCACAGCUAUCUGCAUUGCAAAUAUUGGUCGAAAUGGGAUUCAUUAAUAGUCCAGAAACUCACAGCGACUGGACAUCACUCCUUGAGAGAUUUUUACCAAGACAAAUUGCAAUGACUCGGGGAAAGAGGGACUGGGAGACGGAUAUCAUUUCUCGUUAUCGCUCAAUGGAACACCUUUCAAAGGAUGAUGCAAGGCAACAAUUCCUUCGUAUCUUGAGAAACCUUCCUUAUGGAAACUCAGUUUUCUUUGGUGUCCGUAAGAUAGAAGAUCCAAUUGGGCUUCUGCCUGGUCGAAUCAUUUUAGGCAUUAACAAGCGUGGGGUUCAUUUCUUUCGUCCUGUUCCAAAGGAAUACUUGCAUUCUGCUGAAUUAAGAGAUAUCAUGCAAUUUGGCAGUAGCAAUAUUGCUGUGUUUUUCAAGAUGAGAGUUGCAGGUGUACUUCACAUUUUUCAGUUUGGAACUAAGCAGGGGGAAGAAGUUUGUGUUGCACUCCAGACACACAUAAAUGAUGUUAUGCUUCGCAGAUAUUCUAAGGCACGUUCUACUGCUAGUGGCUCUCUUCAGGGAGAUCUUUGUCAGAAUGUUAAGGCCCCUGGCCUCGAUAUAUAUGAAAAACGUGUGCAAGAGUUGUCUAAAGAGCUACAAGAUUCUAAAAAAAAAUUAAGUUAUUAUCCUUUACAGUUACUGGAAGAUCUUCGUGUAAAACAAAAGCAAGAGAUGGAAAUGUAUGAAGAGUUGGAAGGGCUGAAAGAUGCAUUGAAAUCUGAGAGACAGAACGUGAGUGAUGUUAUUCAAGACCGGGAUAAGUAUAGAAUGUUAUUUGAAGAAAAGGAUUCUGCCUUGCAGGCAGCGUCGGUUGAAAAAAAUAGCAUUGAGGCUGCGUUAGCAGUGAUGCCAAAUGGAAAUUCUUUAUCUUCACAAAGAAAUGCUGUGAGGGAACCUGCCUCUGCAAUGUCUGACCGAGCUGGGGAAUCUUCAUUACUCUUUACAGGAAGAACACAGAAGUCUGUUGCAACUUCUGAGGUGCAUAGUAAACUACAAUUACAAUUGAAAACAAGGACAGAAGAACUGCAUGCAGCUGAGGAGACAAUCAAGAGAUUGAGUAAUGAAAAACAGUUGUUGGAGCAAAGAGUUUGUAGGCUUGAAAAGAAGAAAGCAGAUGAGAUAGAAGUUCUUGAGAGGAAUUUCAAACAAGAGUACGAAACAUUCAGGCUGCGAAUAUCUGAAUUGGAAAAGAAGCUAAGUGAAAGUACAAAAGAUUUGGCUGUUGCAGAGUCCACUCUGACAAUCAGGAAUACAGAGUUGGAAACAUUGCAAAGUAAUGUAAAGGAACUAGAGGAACUUCGUGAAAUGAAAGAGGACAUUGAUAGAAAGAAUGAGCAGACUGCUGCAAUUAUAAAGAAACAGGGAGCACAAUUGGUUGAAUUAGAAGCACUCUACAAGGAAGAGCAACUUUUAAGAAAACGCUAUUUCAAUACUAUUGAAGAUAUGAAAGGAAAGGUCCGUGUCUUUUGCCGCUUGCGUCCAUUAAAUGAAAAGGAAAUUAUGGAAAGAGACCGAUGUGUUCUUACUGCUCUUGAUGAAUUUACAAUUGAACAUAUGUGGAAAGAUGAUAAACUUAAACAGCACCAGUAUGAUCAUGUAUUUGAUGACCGUGCUUCCCAGGAGGAUAUAUUUGAGGAUACAAAGUAUGUGGUUCAAUCUGCUGUUGAUGGAUAUAAUGUUUGCAUAUUUGCGUAUGGGCAAACUGGAUCCGGGAAAACAUUUACAAUUUAUGGAUCUGAAAGCAAUCCAGGUCUCACCCCUAGAGCAACUGCUGAACUCUUCAAGAUUUUGAGGCGGGACAGGAAUAAAUUUACAUUCUCAUUGAAGGUGUAUAUGUUAGAGUUGUAUCAGGAUACUCUUGUAGAUCUCCUCAUACCCAAACACUCAAAGCGUCAAAGGCUUGAAAUUAAAAAGGAUUCGAAGGGUAUGGUGGUUGUAGAAAAUGUAACAACUGUGUCUGUUUCAAGCCUUGAAGAAUUGAACUCCCUUAUUUUUAAAGGAUCAGAGCAACGUCAUACAUCUGGAACUCAAAUGAAUGAAGAAAGUUCAAGGUCACAUUUGAUUCUUUCAAUUGUUAUUGAAAGCACCAAUCUUCAAACCCAAUUCCAAGCCAAGGGGAAGUUGAGUUUUGUGGAUCUUGCUGGUUCUGAAAGGGUAAAGAAAUCAGGUUCUUCGGGGAAUCAAUUGAAAGAAGCACAAAGUAUUAACCGCUCGUUGUCGGCCUUGGGUGAUGUUAUUAGUGCUUUAUCAACAGAGGGGCAGCAUAUACCUUACAGGAAUCACAAACUGACAAUGCUCAUGAGCGAUUCACUUGGGGGCAAUGCAAAGACUCUGAUGUUUGUAAAUGUCUCUCCAGCUGAGUCUAACUUGGAUGAGAGCCACAACUCACUCUUGUAUGCUUCGAGAGUGCGUGCCAUAAUCAAUGACGCAAGCAAAAAUGUGACAACAAAGGAAGUUGCACGGUUGAAAAAAUUGGUGGCUUACUGGAAGGAACAGGCAGGCAGGAGAGCAGAUGAGGAUGAGCUAGAAGAAAUUCAGGAAGAGAGAACCCCAAGGGAUGCUAAGGGCCUGCCAUAAACCUCUGUAUACCAUUGUGAAGCACUUUGCUUCUAUCUAUCCGAGGAUCUCUCUCUAGCAGUUCUCCAUGGGAAACUCAGCAUGGUGAAAUUGGUCCAUUUUUUUUGAAAUGAAAAAAGGAAAUUGGUCAUCUAUUAAAAGACCACAGGAAAAAAAAAAAGGGAAAAAUCUUACAGAAUUUUUUUUACAUAUCAAGGUCUAUUACGGGGUUGCUUGUCUUCGAAACAACUCGUUUAUGGGGAGCUCAAGAAGUGCAGGUGAAAUUGGAAUCACCGCACCACAUAUAAGGGAAUUAUCGACCCUUUACGCUGCAUAACAAUUGUAUAUAUACGUAGUUAGUGUGUAUAAAUAGUGGUAUGCUGUGCUUCUAUUUUCCCAUGUUUAUUUGUUCUAAAUCUGAUGGAUAUUUGGAAAUUCUCUUGUACUUUAAUGUAUUAUACUGGUAUCUUGCGCUUCUAUUCUCUCAUGUUUAUUUGUUGCUCUGAAUGUUAUGGAUUUGGAGAAUUC